CAGCAGCUCCUGUCUCUUCAGUCAGUCAGUAACGGUCCAGGCUGCCGGGCGGUCAGUUGACGGACAGUUAACGGAUCUCACGGUUUACUACGGACCGCGGGGCUGUUUUCUCGAGCUGCUUCCAGUCGGUACCGGACACACGCUGUGUGGAAAUGUCUCUGCUUCUUCCUCUGCUGCUGAAUAUUCACUUCAGUUGGGAUUUUAUCUUCAAGAAAACUGUUUUUUUUUAUGGAAGUUUGAACCAACUGGCGCUCUUUUGAUGUCCUUCUACAUGUGUGUUGUCUGAUGGAUACAGAGAUACUGUUGGAGUAUUUACACGGCUUUUUGUGAUUUCUUUUGAGGAGAAGGAGAAGCAUGCUGUGUUCUGCUCAUCUCAACUGUUCCAGUAGUUCUGUUAUUGUGUUUACGUGACUUUAAAACAACAAUGAUUUCAGAGGAGAGAAGCAGUCACGUAAACAAACAAGCCCUGAACUUCCCAGUGGGUUUACUCAUCCGCUCUCCUAAGAAGAGACUGGCCAAACUGGGAAGGAAACCCAGCAAUGGAUCUGUCCAAUCCAAUAACUCUGACACCACCGUCCGCUCCACAGAGAGCGUUGGUGUCCGGCAGCCGGCCAAGAGCAAAAUCCGCCGCCACAACAACAGGCUUUCCACUGUUUUCAACCACAGCCCCAACAGUGGACGCCGCAGCCAGCAGGGGCUGGGCAGUGGGUGCCUGGCCGGUGACCCCCAGGCUGCAGACGACCCGGCAGAGCUGUCCAGUCAAAUGUCUGUCCCUGGCAUCCUGAAGAUCUUUGGCAGCGACAUCUGUCAGGGGACCAAUUAUAAGAGCGUGCUGGCCACCACACAGUCCAGUGCAAAGGAACUGGUGAAGGAGGCCUUGGAGAGGUACUCCCUGGAAAAAGAAGACGCCAACAACUACGUGCUCUGCGACGUGAUCGGCCAGACGGGUGCAGACAACCAGUGGAAGAGGGAGUGUUUCCGGGUGGUAGGAGACAACGAGAAGCCCCUCAUGCUGCAGUCGCUUUGGAAACCCAAGGAAGGUUUCUCCAGGCGUUUUGAAAUCCAGCUGAGAGCGAGUGUCGAAGAGCAAAGUUUAAAGGACAGAGACACCGUCACAGCAGGCAUCAACGCUCAGGCUCGUAAGCUGCAGAAGAGCCGCUCCAGAGUGACCUCGUUGUUUGUGGACGGCAGCGCGGAGGAUGUGGACGGACUCGGGAUCUGGAGGAGUCUGAGUGAGAUGGAUCUGUCUGCGAUGGGGAAGGAGGCCAGCCGGGCCCAGCAGAGCUCGCUCAGAGAGGAUCCAGAGGCCGAGGCCGACAAGGAGGUCCUGCGGCUCGGCAUGGAGAAGGAGGAGACGGAGAGCAGCGACGACAACACCACCCAGUACUCCAUUCAUCCACCCUUCGACUUCCCCUACUUCCUCCUGCUGCAGGGCUACAGCCACAGACAGGAUUUUGUCAUCUACCUGAUGAGUGGGACCACCACCAUCUUUGGCUGCUGCAGGGAGCACUGUAACGGAGAAGACGAGGAGAGGUUAAAGGUCGACAUCCUUCUCUUUGCUCCUGAUGUGUUGCCUCAACACUGCUGCGUAAGACGCCUGGACUCUAACAUCCAGACCUCCACAGGGGAGCACAGAAAGACUUUGACAAUGCUGAAGCCCCUCCAUGGUGCCCCCGUCACCAGAAAUGGUUUCCUCCUUAAAGAGGAGGUGGAACUGAACCCAGGGGACUUGGUGGGCUUGGGGAAACACUACCUGUUCAUGUUUAAGGAUCCUACCAGCACAUCAGGAUCCCUCCAGACCCCUCUGUGGAUGACCACACUCUGCCCGAACUCUGACACCAAGACAUCAUCCUCUUGUUUGUCAUGUGGCUCCUCUAUCGCCAUCAAAAGGUUCCAGAGGAAGCCUUUACCGCCUCGUUGGAGGGACCUGGAGGGCACAGAGGCUUUGGUGAUCUAUGAGCUGGAGCAGGAGGAACGAGUCCUGCAGGAGGUUUUGGAUAUGUUGGACCCCAGUGGGAAUGAACCGAAGCUGACACCUGCUUUCCUGCUGAGCCUCUGCAUCCAGCACUCAGCCUCCACGUUCGAGCUGACACACUUCAGACAGCUGCUGCUCCGGAUAGCCGGCCAGAUCCAGCUCGUUAUGUGGGAGAAGACAAAGGAACUUGCAGCGAUCCAGCCAGAAACGAGCUCCAGUGACGGGCAGCAGCCCGAGCCUCUCCAGCUGCUCAGCAUGGAGGAGCUGAUCCCAGGUCUGCAGCCUCUGGUGCUUUGGAUGGCCAACUCCAUCGAACUGCUGCACUUCAUCCAGCAUGAAGUCCCUCAGCUGCUGCCCUGGAGGCAGGACCAGGAGGACGAAGGUCUGUUGGACUCUGAGAUGUCCUCCACUCGGACAGCCUGUGAGGAAGCCAUGACGGUCCUGGAGGAAAUCAUCAUGUUCACCUUCCAGCAGUCUGUCUACUAUCUAACAAAGAGCAUGUAUUCAGCCCUGUCCGGUCUGCUGGACGGGAACCCGUUCUCAGAGAGCGGUCAGCUACGAGUGCCUGAAGGACUCAGCGGCAUCCUGGAGGUGCUGAAGGAGGCGCUGAAGCUUCUCACAGCCUUCCAGGUCCAUCCAGACAUCUCGUUACAACUCUGUGCCUACCUGUUCUUCUUCAUCAACGCGUCGCUGUUCAACGCCCUCAUGGAGAGAGGAUCUGACGCCGGGUUCUACCAGUGGUCCCGAGGUGUUCAGAUCCGGGCCAACCUGGACCUGCUGAUGGACUGGAUCCAGAGCAUCGGUCUGGGCGAUCUGGCCAACGAGUUCUUCCAGAAGCUUUCUGCUGCUGUCAAUCUGCUGGCCACACCCAAAGAAACCCUCCUGCAGGCGUCCUGGGCUUCUCUCAGGACUGAGUUUGCCGCCUUGAACGCUGCCCAGCUUCACCACAUGCUGAGGGAAUACAACUCUGGUAAAGCUUGUCCCACCGGAUGGACCCCGUCACCGGACGAUGCAGAGGACUCCGUCAGGACGGAAGACAUCCUGGAGAGCUUCGACAGCCACCCGCCGCUCAUCCUGCCCGCCAGCACGUUUCACCUGGAGCUGGGUAAACCCGUCGUGGAGCCCGCUCUGUUCCAACAGCUCGGCCGUCUGCAGGAGUUCAUUCGCCGACUUCCUCGCAGUGAAACCCAAGCCGAGCCCGACGUGGAGGAACAGGGUCUCAGUGGGACGACCACAGACAGCCAGUUUACGACCUCACCCUCCGUCAGAGUCUUCCAGGAUCCUGCCCAUCAGGUGGUCUCUGACCCGGUUACCUGCACCUCCGCCGAGGCAGACAUAGACCCUACCUCCCCCGCAGAGCCAGCUCAGGCCCGAGGAUCUCACGGUGACCUGAGCAGCUGUGAGGCGGUCCUGACCCAGAAGCUGAAGAGCUUGGAGCUGCAGAACACCCUCCCAGGUCACGCCGACAUGGGCUACAACAAGAGCAUGGCACUGGACCCGUCCUGCUUGCUGACGCCACCCAAUACCCCGCAGGGUAUGGAGCUGGCCGAGCUGGAGGCCGAUCUGCAGGAGGGCGCCCGCCAGCUAAAGAAAGCCAGUGGAUGUGCUGACAGGAAGACGGAGAAUGUAGAAGAAGAAGAAGACAGAGAGGAAGUGUUCACAGUGGAGAUCCACAGAGGACCUCACGGUCUCGGCCUGGCGCUCGUGGACGGGACGAAAACACAGCUGAGCAUGACCGGCAUUUAUGUGAAGUCGGUGGUUCCCGACUCUCCUGCCGCUCAGUGUCAGAAACUGAGAAUGGGCGAUCGCAUCCUGGCUGUUAACGGCAUCAGCGUGGUCGGUAUGGAGUACAACAUUGGUAGAGAACUGAUCCGAUCAUCAGGAGACUCUCUCAGAUUGCUGGUGGCCAAAAUCGAAUCAAAGCCGAGCAACAAGAGCUCGGCUACGACUAAAUGCUGAAGGGAGAGCUGUGUGUAGACAAUCAAGUGCAAUUGGGAAUAUUGGGAUGUUUGGUUCAUCCUUCCUGCUACAUCCAAAGUCAUUAUUUCUCACAGGAUGAAGGAAAAACCCACUUCCAGCUUCUCAUUUCAGACUGGUUAUAAAAUAGAGCUGUUUUUUGUGCGUUGAGACAAUCAAUCCAAAGCAGCAGGACUGAUUCCAGAAGACUGAGGGCAUGGUCAAGUUAUUAAAAGCAAAUUCUGCUGCCACAGCUUCUUUCUGGCCUAUAAACAAACUCCAACCACACUCAUAAACCAUGAGGGUUUAGCGGUGAGGAGAGUAGCUGCCUGUGGCAAUUUGCAAUUGUGAAAGAUCUAUUUGAAUGUCUGAGUACACAGUAGUCUGUCUGAAGAGCGUCAUCGAGCUGCUGCGGGAUCAGGAUUCAUGUCUGGCAACAACUGGAAUUAUUCAUUUUUAAAUUAUGGCUGUUUUAAAAACAGUACAAGAACCUCCAUCUUACCCAGUCAUCUGUUAGGGAGUCACAGAUUCAUCCUUCUCUGCACAAGUAAAAGAUCUGUCAUCAUAUUUGGGCAAAUAUAUUUGUUGGUAUUCUGUCUUUUGAACACAUUUCUGGAAAAGUCCCAAAACGAGGAAAACCACACUGGGAUCAAGCAGAUUCAUCUUAACUUACUGGGAGAUUUUGUUUUCUUGUUUUAAGGAAAAACAAUGAUUUUCUUUCUUUGCAUUUUAGCAGCUGGUCAUUUUCAUUGUGGCCUUCAGAGCAUAAAUGACUGUUCAUGUAAAGUAUUGAUCUGUUACAGUGAUGGGUAACAAUAAAUGUCCAGGUUAAACGACAAUCUUUAGACUAUAACGGCGUAUUAGGGCCAUUGUAGGUAAAAAAAAAAUAAUUACAGAGCCGGAGGAGGGGGUUAAUAUUCUGAGAAAAAACUCAGAAUUUACCAGAUUAAAGUGGCAAAUUUACG
Molecule: messenger RNA, 4896 nt
Organism: Sebastes umbrosus (honeycomb rockfish)
Lineage: Eukaryota; Metazoa; Chordata; Actinopteri; Perciformes; Sebastidae
Gene: radil2a
Product: RA_Radil_like and Myo5p-like_CBD_Rasip1 domain-containing protein
Exons: 16
Coding region: 425-3934 (1169 amino acids)
Biological process (GO): signal transduction; substrate adhesion-dependent cell spreading; neural crest cell migration
Cellular component (GO): microtubule
Molecular function (GO): GTPase binding
Source: RefSeq, a predicted model, not a curated record